UUUUGAUGAAGUGUCAUGGAGGCUGUGAGCCACCAGCACUGCUGACGGUUUUCCGACUGUCUCAAUCCUCAUUUUAACCUCUCAAUCUCCCUGUCAGCUUCUCUGGUGUAAAGGUUGACAGCCAGUGAAAUCAUGGAGUCGAUGUUGAAUAAACUGAAGAGCACUGUGAAUAAAGUGACGGCCGAUGUUACCAGCGCCGUCAUGGGAAACCCGGUCACGCGAGAAUUCGAGGUGGGCAAACACAUCGCCAGUGGCGGUCCGGGGAUGAGCUGGAGGAUCUACAAUGGCACCAAGAAAUCUACAAAACAGGAAGUGGCCGUAUUUGUGUUUGACAAGAAGGUCAUUGAUCGCUAUCAGAAGUUUGAGAAGGACCAGAUCAUCGAUUCACUGAAGAAAGGAGUUCAACAGCUUACCAGAUUACGACAUCCACGUCUCCUGACAGUUCAGCACCCGCUGGAAGAGUCCAGAGACUGUCUGGCGUUCUGCACAGAGCCUGUGUUUGCCAGUCUAGCGAAUGUGCUCGGCCAGUGGGACAACCUGCCCAGUCCUGUUUCCACAGACAUCAAAGAGUACAAACUCUACGAUGUAGAGACCAAAUACGGCUUGCUGCAGGUCUCAGAGGGUUUGUCGUUUCUCCACAGUGGGGUUAAAAUGGUUCAUGGUAACUUGUGUUCAGAGAACAUCAUCCUGAAUAAGAGUGGAGCCUGGAAGAUCAUGGGCUUUGACUUCAGUAUCUCCUCCAGCAACCCGUCUGAUGCUGAGCCCAAGUAUGUGUGUAAAGAGUGGGACCCCAAUCUCCCGCCUCUUUGCCUCCCAAACCCAGAAUAUGUGGCUCCAGAAUACAUCCUGUCGGUUAGCUGUGAUUCAGCCUCUGACAUGUACUCACUGGGCGUCUUGAUCCACACUGUGUUUAAUGAAGGCAAACCUGUCUUUAAGGUCAACAAGCAGGACAUAUUCAAGAGCUUCAGUCGACAGCUGGACCAGUUGAGUCAUCUGAGUCCAGGAGUGUUGAGUCAGAUCCCAGAGGAGGUCAGACAACAUGUGAAGAUGCUGCUCAGUGUCACCUCUAACGUGCGUCCAGACGCAGACCAGAUGACAAAGAUUCCCUUCUUCGAUGACGUUGGAGCGAUGACUCUUCAGUACUUCGACUCGCUUUUCCAGCGGGACAACUUGCAGAAGUCUCAGUUCUUCAAAGGACUCCCGAAAGUGCUGCCCAAGUUGCCCAAGAGAGUCGUUGUGUAUAGAAUCCUUCCUGCCCUCACAUCUGAGUUUGUUAAUCCUGACAUGGUGCCGUUUGUCCUUCCAAAUGUGCUGCUCAUUGCUGAGGAGUGUACAAAAGAGGAGUAUGUGCGCCUCGUUCUCCCCGACCUCACCCCUGUUUUCAAAAUGCAGGAGCCAGUACAGAUCCUGCUGAUAUUUCUACAAAAAAUGGACUUGCUUUUGACCAAAACGCCUCCUGAAGACAUCAAGAACAGUGUCCUGCCAAUGGUGUACAGAGCAGUGGAGGCCCCUUCUGUUCAAAUACAGGAACUUUGUCUUAAUAUCAUUCCCACAUUUGCCAAUCUGAUUGAGUACCCAUCUAUGAAGAACUCUCUUAUUCCUCGUAUCAAAUCUACGUGUUUACAGACAUCCUCAUUGGCGGUGAGGGUGAACUCUUUGGUUUGCCUUGGGAAGAUCCUGGAGUAUCUGGAUAAAUGGUUUGUCAUUGAUGAAAUUCUACCAUUCCUGCAGCAGAUUCCAUCCAGAGAACCAGCUGUGCUCAUGGGCAUUCUGGGCAUCUACAAGUGCACUUUCACACAUAAGAAACUGGGCAUCCCAAAGGAGCACCUUGCUGGAAAGAGUUUACCUCAUCUGGUGUCACUUAGUAUUGAUAACAACCUUAACCUUAACCAGUUUAACUCUUUCAUGGCUGUGAUCAAGGACAUGUUGAGUCGCAUGGAGACUGAACACAAGACCAAACUGGAGCAGCUACACAUUAUGCAGGAACAGCAGAGGAGUUUAAAUAUUACAAACCCCAUGAACCAAUCAGAGGACACAAAAAGCACACCAAGCCAAGCCACGCAAGUCAGAGAUAUCGAUGACAUCUUUGGAGGCAGUUCAGCAAAUGCCGGCGUGAAUGGUAAAGAAAACGGUUCAUCCUCUGUCUCACAGCCUUCACGAGUGUCUCUCACAUUGGAAGAAAAGCAGCGAUUGGCUAAAGAACAGGAACAGGCUGCUAAACUAAGAAGUCAGCAGCCUUUGGCUCCACAGAGCAUCAAAUCAGCCACAACAACACUUCAGGCAAAAGAUCUAACCAGCAGUCUUCUGAACAACAUGACGUCCCUCAACAACAUGUCUUUAAACUCUGGCACCAGGACGAUCCCCAUGCAGGGCAACACCAUCUCCUCCACCUUCCCGGCAGCACCAACCAUGGGUGGAAUAAGUACCAUGAGCGUCAGCAAUGGCUUCAAUUCCCCUAUUGGUUUCCAGACGGGUGGAAUGGGGAUGGGGAUGAGAGCUCCCACACCUGCCCUCUAUGGCGGAAUGGCCACCACAACCAGUACUCCCAAUUUCAGCGCCCUUACUCAAAAUCAGAACCAAAACCAGCCCGGCAAACCCCCAGACAUGUCAGCACUAGACUCUCUUUUCGCUUCUAACAAACCAAAAGUCAGCCUGAACCAAAUGGCCCCUAAACCGGUCCCAGGAACCACUGCACCUUCUCCGUGGAUCAAUCAGUUUGGGUCAGGCCAACCGCCCCAAUCUGCACCUGUACAGUCAAAUCCGAUGGGAAUGACAGGAGUUCAGGGUGGUUUCGGGAUGCAAGCAAAUCCGUUCUUCAACCCUCAGAACUUCUCGCAACCUGCUGCCUCUUCCACAAUGAACACUGGGAUGAUGAAGCAAAGCGCAUCGGUCAACAAUGACCUUAAAGACCUUUUCGGAUAAAACGUAUGCCUUUUGGUUUACAUUUGUGUGCGAUUUUAAAAGUGAAAGAAAAUCAGCAGCGAAGAUGACAGCCGAUAUUUUGGUGGUUAACCAUGGGAUCUUUGAAGAACAGUGUUUAAAUAGGGUUUUCAGUCUUUUUUUUGCUUAUAACAAUGGUUUGCCGCCUUCAAACAUUCAACUUAUGUGUGAAUCAAAAUCAGCCAACACAAAACAAACCUUCACAUUUCUAUUGAAAGCUUGGGCUUUUCUCCAGAAAGCAGCUUCAGUCAGUUGUUGUUGUUCGUUUUCUGUAUCAUUUGACGCAGAAAGAUUCACUUGAAAAAGGGGUGAAAGAGUUGAGGCAUCUAUUGAAGCUCAGUAUCUGGUUUCACUUUCUUUUCACUUGAGCCUCUCAUUCACAUCAUGCCUGAAUAAGCCACCUUUCUGUACCAGAACAAAUGGCAUUGAUGGCUAGAUUUGGCUAUGGAUUUGCUGAUAGAGUCUCACAAAACAAAAGUGUUGACUUUUAGAUAUUAAAGGAAACACUUUACUUUUUAGUUUUACCAUUUUAUUGAUGCAUUUAUACAAACUCCCAAGUCUGGCGGGAGCACUUUUAGCUUAGCUUAGCAUGGAUAAUUGAAUCAGAUUAGACCAUUAGCAUCUCACUCAAAAAUGGCCAAUGAGUUUUGAUAAUUAUCCUAUUUAAAACUUGACUCUUUAGUAGCUAUAUUGUUUACUAAGACCGAUGGAAAAUGAAAAGUUGCUGUUGAUAUGGUUGAAUGAGAGUAUAGUUUAUAGCCACAUCAGCCUAGAAAAUAACAACUUCAAAAAUGGCAACUUUUCAUUUUCAAAUUUUCCAAAUUACUGAAAAUCUUUGGUCAGUUUUGAGCGAGAUUUACAGUUUAAUCAGAUUCCUACGCUAAGCUGAAAGUGCUCCGGCCGGGGAUCGACAGAAUAGGAUCAAAACUGGUAAAACUCAACUUCGAGUUGUAAAAUAAGCCUAUUUCCAAAAAAGUGUAAUGUUCCUUAAAGUCAUAGAUUUCAAACUCGAUUACUGGAGGGCCGCAGCUCUGCUGUUUUGCACCAAACCUAAUCAAACACAGCUGAUGCAACUAAUCAAGGUAUUCAAGACAAUUAUUUGGGUCAGCUGUGUUUGAUUAGGGUUGAAGCAAAACUGUGCAGAGAUGCGGCUCUCCAGGAAUCGAGUUUGAGAUCUAUGCUUUAAGUGAUAAGCAAAUGGAAAUGCAUUGCACAUAGUCGGGGCCUGAAUGAGUCUUUUUAUAAUGUGUUCUUUGUGUAUAUACUCUGUAUCUGGUGAUUUGUUGCUUUUUGUUGAGUUUUAUACUGAUACAUGAUCCACUGAGGUGAAACUUCUUAAAUAAGGACACUGUAAUACUGUAGGUGCACUAAAUGUAAUAGAGCUAAAAAAAAAACGUAUAGGGUUUGAGAUGUUUUGGGAUAUUGUCAGUACUUUAAAGUGAGUUUGUUUGUCUUUGUUAUGGCUUCCGUAAGACAGAAUUCGAGAGCUUCCUUUAUGAAACACUUGCUGAAUUAAUGUCUGUUUGAAACUUCUUAGAUGAAUCACAUGAGAAUGGUUAUGUUUCAAUCCAAAAUCAAAACACCACGUCAGGUUUGCUUAUUUGUGAAAACUGCAAGUAAAAUUUUCUCAUGACAAUAUAUUUUAUGUACAUCAGUUUUCAGUGGUAUUUGAUAUCAUAUUUUUUCAUGUUACAGUAGUAACUGUGGAAUUAAUAAGAAUUGUGGUGAUGAGAAACCUAUUUUUAUAAUGCUAAUAAUUAUAUUUCUUUUUCACAUUUCAGCAAUGAGAAAUAUGUAUUUUUUCCAUUAUGGUAAUGAUAUCCUUCUUUAGCAUUUUAAUAAUGAGAUAAAUCGAGAGUUCUCAAAUUUGGUCCGGGAGAUCCGGUGUCCUGCAGAUUUGAGCUCCAACUUGCUUCAACACACCUGGUAGUAUGUUUUCUAGAAUGCUUAGUAUGAGCUUGAUUAGCUAGCCCAGUGUCUGAUUGGGAUUGGAGCUAAAUCAUCAGGACACCUGACUUCCACGACCGAGAUUGAGAAUCCCUAAGAUAAAUGAUCAAUUUUUCUUUGUUUUUUUGUGUCACAUUGCUGGAAUUUUUUUAUUGCAUUUUAGUAAUGAUAUAGCAUUAUUUAUUUUCUUUUUGCUCCAAGAAAAAUUGUUAAGAUAUAAUGACCAAGUUAGUUUUUUCCACAUUGGACGUUUAAGCAGUGAAAUGUUCACAUUACUCCACAGGUGUCAAAUCCAGUUUCUGGAGAGCCACAGCUCUGCACAGUUUAGCUUAAACCCUAAUUAAACACAUCUGACCAAACUAAUUGAGUUGUUCAGGCUUGUUUUAAACCUACAGCUAAGUGUGUUGAAGCAGGGUUGGAACUAAAGCAGGGCUGCGGCCCUCCAGGAACUGGAUUUGACACCUGUGCAUAACAGUAAUGAUCUGCUAUUGUUUCAGGAAGUAUCAUAAAUGGCUUUUUAAAAAAGGUUACAAAUAGGCAUCUAAUGCAAAAUAAAUGUUCUGCAUAUUUUGAUUUUGGCUUGAAAUAUGAUUUUUCCUGUGGAAUUGCUGGAAAAUGGUAAACCGUUGCACAAAUUGAUUGCAGCAGCUUAUUUACCGCCAAUGUUUAAGAUAGAAGAGCAUGUUUCAUCAAUGAAGCUUGAUGUGUUUGUUUCCCUUUCAGUUCUCUGCUGUUACUUACUGCCCUGUCUUUAAGUAAUCCGUAUUAAUGUUGCGUUUCUUAAGGAAGUUAGUUACUGAUCAUUUCAUGUCGAUACAUUCAGUCCACUUUUCUGAAUGGGUGGGGGGGGGCAGUUUCCAGUUGUGAAUCGUGACCAAUUAAAUUCCAUAUCAUGUUAUUUUGUAUCAUGACCAAACAAAAUGCUGCAACAUGCACAGCAUAUCACCAAAAUGUGUAUUAUUUCUGGAAAAAAUGAUGUGUACAGUAUAUAGAGAGGAACUGCCACUUUAUUUUUUUCUCUCGUUAUUUUGUUUUUAUCAAUAAUUGCGAGUGAAUCACUUUCCUGAGGAGAUUUUUUUAAUAUCCAGACAGGUUUUACUCAAAGGGAAUGAGAGGCCUUAUGUUGAGAGUUGUGCAAUAACAGGUCUGUGUUGGAGAUUGUAUAAAUCAAUCACUUUUCUGUACGAGUGUUUCUGUACAUGCAGUUUUCAGAUUAAUCAUUGUAGAUAAAACAUCUGGAUUGUUUUAAUUUAAAGAAUGUGAAUUGGAUUGUUGGAUAAAUGGUGAUUUUUUUUUUUUUUUGGAAUCAAAUAAAUUGAUUAUUAAAGGGUAA
Danio aesculapii is the source of this 6220-nucleotide messenger RNA. RefSeq names its product SCY1 like pseudokinase 2 (gene scyl2). Gene Ontology annotation, biological process: protein phosphorylation. The record is from RefSeq and is a predicted model, not a curated record. The transcript has 18 exons. NCBI's taxonomy places the organism in Eukaryota, Metazoa, Chordata, Actinopteri, Cypriniformes, Danionidae. Gene Ontology annotation, molecular function: protein kinase activity; ATP binding. Bases 133 to 2922 code for a protein of 929 amino acids.